Molecule: messenger RNA, 1690 nt
Organism: Drosophila serrata
Lineage: Eukaryota; Metazoa; Arthropoda; Insecta; Diptera; Drosophilidae
Gene: Hacd2
Product: 3-hydroxyacyl-CoA dehydratase 2
Biological process (GO): fatty acid elongation; sphingolipid biosynthetic process; very long-chain fatty acid biosynthetic process
Cellular component (GO): endoplasmic reticulum membrane
Molecular function (GO): 3-hydroxyacyl-CoA dehydratase activity
Source: RefSeq, a predicted model, not a curated record
AACAUCCCUAAUAUACAGAUAGAACAGACUUCAAAACGUAAAUUCGAUCCCGCAGAUACUCCGCUCAAGCCCGAAUUUGUUUUGCAGCCUGAAGUGACUCCGACCAGGUACUACUAUCCGAAAGAUUCACCCACCAAAGCCGGUUACAGCUAGGAUACGGCGCGCCGUUUCGAAGCUGGCUUCUGAGUCUUUGGGAUACAAAUAAAGUUGAUUUGUUGCCCCCGCAUCUCUUUUGCGGAGUUGAACCGCUUGAGCCCGGUAACUGUGAGUUCUCGAGGAUUGCAUUGCAUUUGGUGUAUCCUGAUACCUGUGUCGGUAUCCGUCAAACCGCCGCGCUUGUCAAUCGGUUCACUGAUAAAGAGAUAACCAAAUAUAGCCUGAAGUAAGCUAAACGGGCAACAGUAAUCAGAUGUUUUGACUUUCUGCGGUUAGGAUGACAAACCUCAGCCCAUUUGUGUACUGGUCACAGACCAAAAAUACCCUGCUGCUCAAAGUCGACCUCAAGGAUGCCAAGGGUGCCAUCGCGGAUUUUUCGCCGGUGUCAGUGAACUUUAGUGCCAACGGCUAUGGAGCCCGCGGGGUGAAUGCGUACAAGUUUCAACUGCACUUCUACUCCCUGAUAGACGAUGAGACUGCGAGCUUCGUGGUCAGCGACAACAAGAUCGAGCUGCAAAUCCGGAAACUUGAGCCUGCUUGGUGGCCCCGCCUAGUGGCCACUCCCCAGAAGCCGCACUGGCUGAAGAUAGACUUUGACCGCUGGCGGACGGAGGACGAUGCGGAACUGGAGGAGAAGCCGCGGGACGUUCGUGAGGACUACGAGCAGGAAUACGCCGAGCUUCAGAAGCGAGAGCUCGGCUACAUCAAGGAGAAAACGAAGAAGGUCUACAUGAUUUUCUACAACCUGGCUAUGUUCGUGGGCUACCUAUACAUGGUGGCUGUCAUGGGAGUACUCUACUAUCGCGAUGGCACCGAGAGUAUCGGCAAAAUGUACGCCAAUGUUGGGAAUGCAUUUAAGUUCGUCCAGUUGCUACAGUAUCUGGAGGUGAUGCACCCGCUCUUCGGCUACACCAAAGGUAGUCCAGUAGUGCCAUUCUUCCAGGUGUCCGGGCGCAACUUUAUCCUCUUUCUGAUGAUCGACAUGGAGCCACGCAUGCACGCCAAACCGGUGGUUUUCUAUGUUUUCGUCAUCUGGUCGCUAGUGGAGCUGGUGCGCUACCCUUUCUAUUUGGCUCAGCUGCUGGGCCGGGAGGUGGGUCUGCUGACCUGGCUGCGCUACACGAUAUGGAUCCCGCUGUAUCCCAUGGGUAUCCUAUGCGAAGGCAUCAUUAUACUACGGAAUAUUCCAUACAUCGAUGAGACUAAGCGCUUCACCGUGGAAAUGCCUAACACUUGGAACAUCACCUUUGACAUGGUGCUCUUCCUGAAAAUAUACCUUCUGCUGCUAAUCCUGCCUGGUAGCUACAUGGUUAUGUCCCACAUGGCCAAGUUGCGGGCCAAAAAGCUUGGACGGGGCCGCGCCAAGCGUCGGCAGCAGCACCUGCAUGCGGACUAGUCGACUCACUGCCGUACGACAGCAACGAGGUUCUUUUGUUUUCCUAUUUUCAUUCAAACUUAAGCAAAAAGUCCAAAGAUUAUCCAACAUACUAUUCAGAACUCUGACUUUCAUUAAACUUUUUCUUAAUAUUGCAAA